Molecule: messenger RNA, 3947 nt
Organism: Triplophysa rosa
Lineage: Eukaryota; Metazoa; Chordata; Actinopteri; Cypriniformes; Nemacheilidae
Gene: slc45a1
Product: solute carrier family 45 member 1
Exons: 9
Coding region: 243-2690 (815 amino acids)
Biological process (GO): transmembrane transport
Cellular component (GO): membrane
Molecular function (GO): sucrose:proton symporter activity
Source: RefSeq, a predicted model, not a curated record
GUCACAAGGGAGAGCCGACGGACGGGAGAUGGAAAGAUGCAAGAACCGGGGAAGACCAGAGACGAGUGAUAACAACUGAGAGAUGACUGCGCCAAAAAGGGCACAAAAAUAUGAAACCUUAACAAGCAGCGUCAACAUGAUGUGUCGUUCAGUGUGCCAUUUUCACGUCGACCCGACCUCGUGCAGUAACACAUGAAAAGCAUUCCCGACAAAGUGUGAGUUGGAACUUAGGGCUUAGUGCAAUGUCAUCUCCCGGAAUGGGCACCCCGAGCGACCCCUUGUUGUCCAGUCCUGCAGGGGGGAAGUUUGGCACCGCCCAGGAUGGCACCUGGAGACCAACGCUGUCCAAGACGUCUAGCUUCCCAUCGUCCACAACACGGCACCUCAGUCACAGAGCAAACAACUUCCAGAGGCACCCCAAACGAAGGAAACUGAUUGGACCGUCUCCGCCUCCACCUCCGAACACCCCGUGCCCUCUGGAACAGCUGGACUUGAGCGAGCUGCCUCCGAGACGCACGUUCCAUGAGCUUCUCUUCAAUGGAUGCGUUCUGUUUGGUAUUGAGUUCAGUUACGCUAUGGAGACGGCGUACGUCACACCUGUACUUCUACAGAUGGGGCUGCCCGAUCAGUUCUACAGUCUUGUAUGGUUUAUCAGUCCAAUUUUAGGAUUUUUGCUGCAGCCUUUCCUUGGAGCCUGGAGCGAUCGAUGUACGUCUCGUUUUGGACGCAGGAGACCUUUUAUUUUCGCUUUGGCGAUAGGAGCUCUGUUGGGUCUCACGCUGGUACUGAACGGUCGGGAUAUUGGAUCAGCUGUGGCGGACACCACCAUUGAUCACAAGUGGGGCAUCGUGCUGACGGUGUGUGGCGUGGUUUUGAUGGACUUCAGUGCCGACUCGGCUGAUAACCCCAGUCAUGCGUACAUGAUGGAUGUGUGUAGCCCGGAGGACCAGGACAGAGGACUGAACAUACACGCCCUUCUGGCAGGUCUUGGAGGCGGGUUCGGCUACAUCGUGGGCGGCAUUAACUGGGACCAAACCGAGUUCGGAAAGUCAAUGGGCGGUCAGCUCCGCGUCAUAUACCUGUUCACCAGCGUCACCCUCGUCGCCGCCACAGCUAUGACCCUCACAAGUAUUCCUGAGCGACCUCUACCGCAAUCUCAGUCUCAAACGAGAAACAAUCAAAAUCUCAAGAGCCCAAAUCUCCCCCUGCCACCGUCUCCGCCCCCGCCUCCCGGAGCAGCUACAAACCCGGACAAUGAAGAUGAAGAGGACGCACUAUACAGCAGCCAGUUCUCCAGUCGCUGCUACCAGGAUCCAUUAGGCCGUUCGAGCAGUGCCAACGCACGGCUCUAUGCCGGCCUCAGCAGCCCCAUCUCCCCCCUGAGUCCUCUCACCCCCAAAUACGGCAGUUUCAUCAGCCGAGACAACUCGCUCACGGGUAUCAACGAGUUCGCUUCCAGCUUUGGCACCUCUUAUAUAGACAGAGUAUUGAUUGAAUGCUACACUGGACAGCAGACUCCUCUGCCUUUAGAAUCGGACGUAAUGGCUCCGCCUCUGCCGCCAGGGGAAAUGCCUCCACCUCAAGGGCCCCAAUCAAGUGAAACGCCUGGCACGAAUGAACCAGUUCAGCAAAACAAACUCUCACAGCCUAAUGGAGAGUUGUUUGCAACAGAGGAGUUGCAAGUUAAUGAGCAGAAACAAGCCAUUGAACCUGCGGAGCAGUGUAAUGAAGUCCUGCAGGGUGCCUCGGGGUCACAUCGAGGAAGUACCUCAGGGAUACUGAAACGCCCUCAGAGUCUGGCCUUAAUGGAAGACCCGCUUAUCGGCCCAAGCGGUGGGCUGGAUAACGGCCGUAGACGCACUGUCACCUUCAGUCAACAGGUGGCAAAUAUAUUGCUGAACGGGUUGAGAUAUGACAGUGAUCUCAGUGGCAUUACAGAGAGAGCAGACAGUCAGAUGUCAAUAAAGCUGCUCUGUACUGCCAUCUACAGGAUGCCUCCGUGUUUACGAAGCCUGUGCACCAACCAUUUUCUGGGUUGGUUAUCAUUCGAGGGGAUGUUGCUCUUCUACACUGACUUCAUGGGUGAAGUGGUAUUUGGUGGCGACCCAAAGGCCCCCCACGAUUCUGAGGCGUACGAGCGCUACAACGCAGGCGUCAGUAUGGGCUGCUGGGGCAUGUGCAUCUAUGCAUUCAGUGCUGCGUUUUAUUCAGCCAUUCUUGAGAAGCUGGAGGAGAGAUUCUCUCUGCGUUCUUUGUAUUUUUUCGCCUACCUUGCCUUUGGAUUGGGCACAGGACUGGCCACGCUCUCCACCAACCUGUAUGUGGUGCUGUCUCUGUGUGUGACGUACGGAGUCCUCUUCUCUUCUCUGUGCACGCUGCCUUACUCUCUGCUCUGUGAAUACUACCAGAGCCCUCAGUUCUGUGGUUCAUCCGAGAAUGGGACCCGGCGCGGCAUGGGGGUGGACAUCUCCCUGCUCAGCUGCCAGUACUUCCUGGCACAGAUCUUGGUUUCCGUGGCGAUGGGCCCGUUGACAUCGCUGGUGGGUGGGGCCCAGGGCGUGAUGUACUUUUCGAGUCUGAUGUCGUUUGUGGGCUGCCUGUAUUCCUCACUGUGUGUGGUGUACCAGGUGCCACCGCCCGAGGGUGAGCCUCCCCUGAGCGAGACCCAACCGCUACUGGUGCACAUUUAGAUUGGUUCUCUCACACUGUACACGUAGGGUCCAAAAUGAACACACGGCAAGUAAAAUCAAAUAAAACAACUUUUUUAUGAGUUAAACAUGGCAAGGGUUCAAUAAAUAAAUAAUUAAAAUGGAGACAUUGGGAGUCUAAAUUAAAGAUCAACCACUAUCAUGCAUCUUUAAACAACUUUUACUUCAGUAGAAAAUUUGUUUAUAUGAAGUUCAUAGGAAGCCAAACAAAAUCUUUUUUUCACUAAAACAUUUCACCCGAGCGAAAUUGAUCAGAUACAAAAUCAAAUUUUUGGAUGACGUUCGGCCAGACUCACUCAAAUGAAACAUGAUGCCUGUUUUGACACAAAUAUGGGUCUGCAAUCUAUGAAAUAAUUUCUUAACAUUUUUUCGUUUUCCCCGUCAGGCGUAUUUUAAAAGAAACUUGUCAAAACCUCUCUCAUAACCACCCGUUUGCUGGUGUUUCGGAGUAAAUUUUGGACCCUGUGCACAAACAAACAGUUGAGUUUUUGCGCUUGCUUCAGAUUUCCCCUUCUUACUCGACACACGUACGCAGUACUGGAGAUGUGAGAGAGGCUAAAACAGCUGCAAUCUGCGACUAUGCAUCCCAGUCUCAAUGUUAGCAUGCUGCAACGACGACUGCAUGACUGCGAGCUUGUGGCGCGCCGAAAGAGACGUGUUUGUGUACACGUGACACCUGAAUAAUUUCAUCCGGCUUGUACAACAUAUGUGAUAUGUUUUUUACUGUCACUUCCUCGUAACGGAGGAAUCUAAAACUGUUUUUAGCUCUCAACGUGUCUUUUUGGUCAGCUACUUGUUCAAUUUCAAUGCUUUUAAUAAAAGUGAACCCCUCUCACAUAUCCAAAACAAAUGUACGCUUUGUUCUUGUCCAAAUGUCUACGAUGUUUGUUUGCAUGGAAAGCCGCAUUGAAGCCUUAUGUAGGCCUCUGUUUCAAACUGGAUGACAGUAAAACAGAGAACGUGUGUGUGUCUAUUGGUUCCUCGGUUUGCACUUACUCUUUUUACAGAAUACUACAUACACGCACAAACCCAGCCACACUAUGAAUACGAAGAUCUCCGCAUGUUUGCCAUAAUGCAACAUGGCUCGUAGCUUGACACCAGUGGACGCUCCAAUGACAUAUUUAUAAGAAAACCAUAAAUGCCACAUUUAUGCCUUACUGAGCCAUGUCAUGGACCGCACGCUGUCAUGCCUGCUUCCCUGUGGUCUGGCAGAAUGGUUGUAAUGACAGUCAUUCUUGU